CGGCGCAAGGAGUUUUAUGCGAAACUUUACAUCGUUUUGCACUAGUAAAGGUCAUAGCUAUGUGGCACCUUAUAGGCCUGCAGAAUACUGCAAAUAAUGGGUGACCGGAGGAUUGUGCACGAUAAACGUUUGGUACUACAUCUAUGACUUCCACCAACUGAGAAUUGGUUAACUGCGGCUUUAUAUUAUGUCUUUGCCCAUAAAUUUAGCAGAAUAUUCGUUUGAUGGGUUUGCUGGCCAAUAAACGAGUGUAUACAUUUUCACCACCUGCUUUUGGCUUAACUCGACGACCUGGAGAUAACUUUAAUCCGUGGCAAUGUGUACUGGCUAAGGAAGCACCACCAUUGGCAACAACUGUCUAUCGUCAGGCUGUUGAUAAAGAAGAUUUUGACUGUUUAAUUGAUGAGAGAGGUAAAAUUUACCAAUCACAAAGAACAACAUCAGUCAGACGCUAUAAUCCGAAAGGUAGUCCACCAACAACCUUAGGAUAUUUAAGAGAAUCAGUGAAUCAGCUGGUGAACGAUUUCAAAUCGUUGGAAGUCACUGACAACCGGUUGGUGAAUUGUAAAAGCAUAUUAAUUUCUCCAUUACAUCAAAACCUUGUAGAAGCGCGUUUGCAUCGUUUAAAAUUAGAGGAGAAAAUGUUAUUGCAAGCAGAAAAGUUGGAUAUGCUAGAGAGGAUUAGAAAACCUGUACCACGAUGGUAUAGUAUCAAAACACCACAAUUCUUCUAUGAAGCUCGUAAGCAUAAUGAACUAUUGAAAAGUUCAGACAAUACAGAUUGUUUCUACUAAUGUAAUCGAAAACAUUUAUUUAUGUCAAGUUUUAUAAUCUUGCUAAUUUUUACGCUACCAGAAUGUUACAUCAAAAAAGAAUCUAUACGUUCU
Heterobilharzia americana is the source of this 887-nucleotide messenger RNA. The record is from the annotation of a GenBank genome assembly. NCBI's taxonomy places the organism in Eukaryota, Metazoa, Platyhelminthes, Trematoda, Strigeidida, Schistosomatidae.